Salpingoeca rosetta is the source of this 2133-nucleotide messenger RNA. RefSeq lists its product as uncharacterized. The record is from RefSeq and is a predicted model, not a curated record. Gene Ontology annotation, molecular function: amino acid transmembrane transporter activity. The coding region runs from base 20 to 1705 and encodes 561 amino acids. NCBI's taxonomy places the organism in Eukaryota, Choanoflagellata, Craspedida, Salpingoecidae. Gene Ontology annotation, biological process: amino acid transmembrane transport. The transcript has 13 exons.
UUCCCGUGCUCUGCUGCUGAUGAUGAUGGUGACUGUUGUUGGGAAGGUCGUUGCUGAAGGGAGAGUGGACCAAAGAUGCGAGAAAGAGGAGAGAAAUCCAAACACAAACAACCGCAACGUCACACAAACCAAGAACAAUUUUUUUUAUUUUGGAUCAGGAUUCGAAGGGAUUUUGCUGGAAGGACUUGCUUGUGCGUUUUAUCCUGUCGUGACCAGCCCUCUGCGCCAGAACUCGACAACAACGCUGCUGCUUGCGAUGUCCUACCAGGUGGUGGAGCGGGCGGGGGACGAGGCGUUUCAGCUGGUGCCAACGGAGCCCAAGACCUACGGGUCUGUUGUUGGGGAGAGCAGCACAGAUGAUGACGAUCAGUUGGAGUUUCCCCUCAUCAGCAGGGACACAAACACCACCUCGAUUCCAUCCGCCAUCUUCAACCUCACAAACACCAUCAUUGGAGCCGGCGUUUUGUCAUUACCCUUUGCCUUCAAAAACACAGGCGUCAUCAUCGGGCCUGUGCUGUUGGUGUCCGUGUACUUCCUGGUUGUCUACUCCUGCGUGCUCCUCGUCUCAGCUUCAAAAGCAUGCGGAGGUCGAUCCUUCUCUGAAAUUGCCAGUUGUGCGCUGGGCAGACCCGGCAUCAUCGCCACGCAGAUUUCGCUUGUGAUUGCCACAUUUGGGGCGGCAACAUCGUACCUGGUGAUUGUGGGAGACAUGAUGAGCCCUCUCAUCGGCCAGUGGAUGGGCGGGACGAACGAGGACUUCUGCAGCAUAUAUGCAGACAGGCGGUUCAGCAUCAGCCUCAGUCUGCUCGUCGUCUGUCCGCUGUGCAUGUUCAAGCACAUCGACUCCCUCCGCUACGUCUCGUACCUCGCCAUUGCGAUGGUGUCGUAUUUGCUGGUGAUCGUUGUGGUGCGAAGUGGGGAGUCGCUCAACAAAGGCAGCGGCCAAGACGUCAACUUCAUCAACGUCACGGAAACCAUUUUCCGAGCCAUGCCCAUCAUCACCCUCGCCUACACCUGCCAGAUGAACCUGUUUGCGCUCCUCUCCACUCUCGAGUCGCCGACUCGCCGCAACGUCAGACGCGUCAUCUACGGAGCAUUGAGCGUGUGCAUGGUGAUGUACAUUCUGAUUGGGCUGUUUGGAUACCUCACCUUCUUCCAAGAGAUCAAGGGGAACGUGCUGCUCAACUACGAGGUUGAUGACACGGCGGUGAUGGUGGGACGCGUGGGCGUUGCCCUCAUUGUCCUGUGCUCAUUCCCGCUCAUGAUGAACCCCUGCCUCGUGACGCUUGAGGAGAUGCUGUUCCAUGCCGGGGAUGCGACGCCGCCGGAGCAGCGGCCGUUUCGCAUCGGGCGCCGCGCCGUGAUCAUGACCGCCACCGUCGGCCUCGCAUACACCAUCGCCAUGUUGGUUGCGGAUGUGUCUGUGGUGCUUGGCAUAUCGGGUGCCAUUGGCUCAAUCGCCAUAUCCUUUAUCCUCCCGCCGCUCUUUGUCCUCAAACUCAAACCAAACAUGCCCACCCGCCAAAAGAUCCUGCCUGCGACGUUGGCUGUGGUUGGCGUGGCGGUGCUGGUGGUGAGUCUCGUUGUCACAAUCUUGGACGCAAUCGACGCCGGUGACGACCUCAACCUCGCACACGCGUGCAACCGCUCGGCGCUCCACCACCACAACGCCACUAAUGCCACCACCACGCUGCUCCUCGAAUGAUUGAUCGGUGUUGAUGAUGGUAUUGAUGAUAACGACAAUGUUGCGGAUGACUGUGUUGACGAUGAUGGUGAUGGUGAAUAGUCAGGCACGCUGUGUACAUUGUUGGCAUUCUGUGAAAUCGUGCACACACACGCACACACACACACACACACGCACAAGCGCGCGCAUGCGCGCUCAUUGCUUCAGUGACACUGUUACAUUUCUGGCACAAGGGUUGAUUGGUAGUGCUCUUUGCUGUCUUCGUGACGUUUUGUCGCUUCGCGCACCACAACAAACCAGAUCGCACACGAAUGAAUGUACAUGUGUAUGUGUAUGCUUGAGUGCAUUCACGUCUCGGCACUGGUGGUAGUUGAUGAACGUUGGGUUGUACGAAUGCGUGUGUACUUGCUAACUUGGAGAGAUGGCUUUAUGGCGAACAACGAACCAAC